Molecule: messenger RNA, 5042 nt
Organism: Phyllostomus discolor (pale spear-nosed bat)
Lineage: Eukaryota; Metazoa; Chordata; Mammalia; Chiroptera; Phyllostomidae
Gene: BANK1
Product: B cell scaffold protein with ankyrin repeats 1
Exons: 17
Coding region: 271-2628 (785 amino acids)
Biological process (GO): signal transduction; negative regulation of phosphatidylinositol 3-kinase/protein kinase B signal transduction; B cell activation
Molecular function (GO): protein tyrosine kinase binding; signaling receptor binding
Source: RefSeq, a predicted model, not a curated record
GAAACCAAACCAGUCAAAAAAAGGCUGCAAGAGCAAGCCCUAGAGCAGUUUCACUUCCUUCGGGUGCCCUGCAAAGCUGAGCCCAGUCCUGCGGCCUGAGUGCCGGAGCUGCGUUUCCCGGGACCUCGGCCCCAGCUUCCCGAGGCUCGGAGCAAGGCUCAGAGCUCGGGGGGCGAGGCCCGAGAGACCGUCUGCGCGCAAGAACUUCAAGUCCGGAGAGUCGGGAGCGCUGCGGCACCUGUCUGCAGGCGCCUUGGCUUCAGCGACGCGAUGCUGCCUGCUGCCCCGGGAAGAGCGGGAGGGGGCCGACAGCGGCCCCCCAGCGACCCAGCGCCCCCAGAAAAUACAAAAGACAUCAUAAUUAUCUAUGAAGAAGACGCUGAGGAAUGGGCUCUGUACUUGAGGGAAGUUUUCUCACACAUCAUGAAAAGGGAAGCAAUCCGGCUACAUCACCUGGAGGAUUACCCUCUUCGGGAUUUGGAACUGCUGAAUGUAAACUCUUAUAAAUGCAAACUUUUGAUAUUAUCAAGUAGCCUGCUUGAAGACCUAACUCCAAAUAAAUGUCAAUUUCUGGAAAAGGUGCUUCAUUCACCAGAAAGUGUGGUUAUCCUCCUGUGUGGGGUAACGAGUUCAGAUCGAUUCUACAAAUUAUUAAACAUCUCUGAAAGCAAAUGGGAGAUCUCAACUGAGCAGGGACCUGAAGAUUACAUCUCUGUAAUCGAGAGCAUCCUAUUCACAGGUUCUGAAGACUACCUCGAGUUCAAUGUUGCAACAGAUGUAAAAGUGGAACAUUCUGGGGGAGCAAGUGAGAAAAAUCAAGUUGAAGAAUUACCAGAAGUUUCAAGAAGCAGCACACCAUUGGCAGUGGUGCUCCCCACUGAAAUUCCCUGCGAGAAUCCUGGUGAAAUAUUUAUUAUUUUGAGAGAUGAAGUAAUUAGUGAUGCUGUGGAGGUUGAAUUUAUAUCAUAUAAUAAAUGCAUUAGAAUACAGCCAGCGCUUUGGAAUAAAACAGUCUGGCGUAUGAAAGCUUUAGAUUUCCCUGCUGGCUCUGUCAGUGUCAAUGUCUACUGUGAUGGAAUCAUGAAGGCCACAGCUGAGAUUAAGUACUACACAACAGAAAAGGCUGGCAGAUGCCUAUCGGGAGUGGCAGGUUCAGGGGAUGGUGUGUGCCGGAAUGAUAUGGAAGAACUUGAUGAUAUUCUCACAUCUGUAUUCAAACAAGAGAUACCAUAUUAUGAGUUCCGAUCUCUCCAAACUGAAAUAUACCCUCAAAAAGAACAAAGGAAUUUCAAAGAACUUCCAACUCUUCUCCACUGUGCAGCAAAAUUUGGCUUAAAGAACUUGGCCAUUCAUUUGCUUCAAUGUUCAGGAGCAACCUCAGCAUCUCAGAUGAAAAAUUCGGAGGGUUCAGAUCCAGCACAUAUUGCUGAAAGGCACGGUCACAAAGAACUCAAGAAAAUUUUUGAAGACUUCUCAGUUCAAGAAAUUAGUAGGAACAAUGAGCAAGAACAUGACUAUGAAGAGGAUAUUACUUCACUUCCUGCAUACUUUCCCACCAUACAGAACCCAGCAUUUCAUCAUGAAAGUGCGCAGACACGUAGGCCGAGUGCUGAAGGAGCUGAGGCGAAUGAAACUGCAAAGGAAGAAAAAAAGAGUGAAUCCGGCACGAAGAGCAACUACAGCUUGCCUGAGGUUGAUGGCGGGAGCUCUGAGGACCAGUAUGAUGACUUGUAUGUGUUCAUUCCUGGAGACAGUCCAGACAUUAAUUCACAAGAGCCACUCGGGGACAACAGACCACCUCUCCCCCCACCACGACCUGUAGUCACUGCCCCCCAACUGGAUAAACCUCACCUCACAUUACAAGGGAAAAUGUUGGAAGGCCAAAUGGAAAGAAGUCAAAACUGGUGCAAUCCCAGUGCAAGACAGGAAAUAGGAGGUGAACCUGAAGGAGAGGAGGAACAGACAGAAGAUGAAAAGAAGCAGCAGGAGGAGGAGGAAGACCCGUACACUUUUGCUGAGAUUGAAGACAGUGAAUAUGACAUGAUACUGGCCAAUAUGAGUACAAAGAAAAAAACUGGAGGCCGAUCUUUUAUUAUAAACAGACCGCCUGCACCCGCGCCUCGACCCACAAAUAUUCCUUCAAAAGAGGAAACCACACCAUAUAUAGCUCAAGUGUUUCAACAGAAAGCCGCCAGAAGACAAUCUGAUGGUGACAAGUUCCAUGGCCCCAGGAAACAAGACAGACCUCGGGUGGAGAGUCAAGCCUAUUCCACUGUGAGGGGCUACCUGGCUGCGGGACAGGAAGAACUCAUCCUCCUGCAGGAGCAAGUGAAGAGUGGUAAACUGUCUGUGGACCAAGCCCUUGAGAAAUUUAAACACUGGCAGAUGGGAAAGACUGGCCUGGAAGUGAUUCAGCAGGAAAAACUACGCCAACUAAGAGAUACCAUUAUUGGAAAGAGGCCAGAAGAAGAAAAUGUCUAUGACAGGCUCACCAUUGUGCACCAUCCAAAUGGUAACGAAAGUGUUCACAAUGAAAAUAUUACAUAUAGCAUACCUUUCAGCAAUAAGCAUCCUGCUCGACUCCAAGUUGAGAAGGAAUUUGGUUUCUGUUACAGAAAAGAUCACUAAGGAAGGUUGUUAUAAUGAAACAAGAGUCUGAAGAUACUGUGCUUUCUGCAUUUGGAUGGCCUGCUGUCUUCAGGGCAAAUCUAUAUUGUGAAAGAAAAAGCAGUCCUCUGGAUUUCAGAGUUUAUUAUUGCCACAAUUUAUUGACAUUAUAUCUGCUCCAGAUGAGUUUAUCAAGACUAAAAUUGAAUGCCGGCAUUCUUUGAAAAUAAAAUUCUUACAUUUUACAAUGCAGUUCCCACUGAAGCAACUAUUUUCCAUUUUGAAAAUUGAAGGACAAGAGCAGAAAUAUUAAAUGCUCUGUAGCAAAGUUAGUGGCCCUAAUUUAGGCACUAACCUUAAUAACUUACUUCUCCAGUCCUUAGAAUAACAAUGAAAACACAAAUUUGUUCAGUACAUAUUUGCCUUUUGAGUGACUCGUCCAUUUUCUGAAUUUCUCACAUUCAAAACUAUCUAUUAUUGUUACAUAACGUUUGCAGAAAUCUUCCUUUAUUUAGUGUUUAUUUGCAUGUAACCCUGAACAUCAUUUUUCUAACUUUUUGUAUCUCAUGUUAAUAUAUAUUUCUAUAACCUAUAUGCCUUGUUAAAAGGCUUACAAAUUCACCAUCUUAUUUCUUAGACACAGUUUACUAGCUUAGAAUAGAAAAUGGUUUUACUAUUCUAUGAUUUUCAUGAACAAUUGCUGCAAAUAAAAUGAAUGUUUAAAGCUAUGUCUGACUUUUAAAAAGUAAUGCAUGAGGGGGGAGAUCAAUGCAUGGAAAUUAACCACUAAAUUCUUCUGCUUGCCAUUUUACAAAGAGAGAAUUCUACGAAAAUUAUUUGAAAACUUGAGUAAUAGAACAAAAGCCCCAUUUCAGGCCCUCUCUGCCAGAGCUAGCCCGACCCCAAAAAGCAUAACUGACUCUUCUUUUAUGAGCCUUUAUCCUCAGGACUAAAAAAUUACUGGAAGCACCCUGAAGGUGCAGAGGAUCCGAGGAACUUACGAAACAGGACGUGCCCGACCACAACUACCGGACCCUGCACCCGAAAACAAUAAGCAGACAAGCUGCAGCCCGUACAAGACCAGCCAAAACAUCCUGCUCUACAGCCACCCCAGUCACCUCGUAAAAGCUCAAAGCCCCCACCCCUCAGGGCUGGUGUACCUCCACACCAAGCCCCUCUGCCUUCUUGGAAAAUUAAUAAAAAAUUUUUACUCUCUAUGCUUUCUUCUGUUUCUGAAUUCUUUCACAGCCCACAUCACCAACCACCCUAAUACUGACUAAUUUCACUGUGUAGGGCCCAUGAAGUAGAAUAAACAGAAACGAUGUUUCUCCACCUUCUAAACAAAGAUGGGAAUGUUUAUUUUUUUACAGUCCUUCUGCAAAAUAUUGAUUAUAGGUUUCUCAAGACUAUUAUGCUUGUUAAACCUGGUUUUUAAAUAAUACAGUUUAAUUAAUCCCUAUAGAAGCUGCCUUGAUUAUUAUAUUUCAAAAUUCAGCCUAAGUUUCACAUUCAAGCUUUUGAGAACUGGAAUGCUGUUCCAUGCACGAGCCUUCAUUUCUGCAGAUUGACACACCCAAGUAGUUAGGGAAAGCUGACUGCUUUUCUACGAUUGUCUCCAUCUGUAAAGUGUAAAUGUAUGUAUCAUCUCUAAAGUCAAAACUUCCAUAUUAGCCUGUGACUGAUACCUACAAUUGCACCAUUAGCUUUAGUCUUAUUAAAAAUGUGAAAUCCAGUGACAAGUAAAAUUUUAACUUUCUUAAUUAUAAUUAGCUCAUUUCUUACCUGAGACUCAGUUAAGGGUGGAAACGGGAGAUAAGGCCUGAGAGUUAAUCAGGCCUCUAACAUAGAUGGGAAUCUAAAUUCAGGAUCUGUUAAAAUACUAUCCUUAUGAACUGGGCUAACUUACAACAAAACCAUGGCAAAAAGCCCAUUUAGUAGUCUCUUUCCAUAGACACACUGGCCCUGGAAAUCUUACUCCUUUGUCAUCACAAAAAGAAACAUGGACAGAGAAACCUAAAACUGCCCGGGCUUCCUGUACCGUGGCUCAUCCUGUCCGGGCUGAUUAGGCUGUGCCAGAGCAAGAACGUUGGUCAGACGAGGUUGGAGCUGGAGGAUCGAGAUGAGUCCACAGCAUGCCUGCUCUUGGAAGGGAGAGAUGAAAAGUAGAGAAAUGCAAAGGCAGAGGAAGGGUAGCUCAAGUUUUGUAAUGUUCCCAAAUGAAAAUGCUCCAUAAAGAAGCAAUAUUUUUAAUCUCUGGGCUUUAUUCUUAAUAUAUAGAAUACUGCCCAUCAAAUUUGAGCAAUACAACAGAGGCUUUGCCUUAGUGAUGGAAGGUCAGAGGACAGGGCGGAGGGGCAGGGAUGUAGACUAGAAAUGCGUGAACUUUUCCCAGAGGUUUGGGGCAUUUCUCAAAGAGCCCUAGUCACUGCCAGGAA